UUCGAUAGAAGCUAAUUCGAGAGAUCUUGCCAAACCAUAGCCACAAGAGUGAAGAGAGAAGGAGAAAGAUGAAGGUGAUAGAGAAGAUCCAACAGGCUGCCGACAAAGUUGUCUUCUCCUUCGAGUUCUUCCCUCCUAAGACUGAAGAUGGAGUCGAGAAUUUGUUCGAAAGAAUGGAACGUAUGGUGGCCCACAACCCUUCAUUCUGCGACAUUACAUGGGGAGCUGGCGGCACCACGGCGGAUUUGACCCUUGAGAUCGCUAACAGGAUGCAGAACAUGGUCUGUGUUGAGACCAUGAUGCAUCUCACUUGCACUAACAUGCCUGUUGAGAAGAUCAACACUGCUCUUGACACCAUCAAGUCUAAUGGUAUCCAAAAUGUUCUUGCUCUUCGUGGUGAUCCUCCUCAUGGUCAGGAUAAGUUCGUCCAAGUCGAAGGAGGGUUUUCCUGUGCUCUUGAUCUGGUAGAGCACAUUCGAUCGAAAUAUGGAGAUUACUUUGGAAUAACAAUUGCUGGCUACCCAGAGGCACAUCCUGAUGUCAUACAAAGUAAUGGUGAAGCUACGAAUGAGGCAUACCGGAGUGACCUAGCUUACCUCAAGAGAAAGGUUGAUGCUGGAGCCGAUCUCAUCGUCACUCAACUUUUCUAUGACACUGAUGUUUUUCUCAAGUUUGUUGAUGAUUGCCGUCAAAUUGGAAUUAAUUGCCCCAUCGUCCCAGGAAUUAUGCCUAUUAACAAUUAUAAGGGUUUUAUUCGCAUGACUGGUUUCUGCAAAACUAAGAUACCUGCUGAGGUUACUGCAGCAUUAGAACCUAUCAAGGACAAUGAAGAAGCUGUCAAAGCCUAUGGAAUUCACCUUGCAACUGAGACAUGCAAGAAGAUAAUGGCCAGUGGAAUUAAGACAAUACAUCUGUACACACUAAACAUGGAGAAAUCUGCACUGGCGAUAUUGAUGAAUCUUGGGCUAAUUGAGGAGUCCAAAAUUUCAAGAUCAUUGCCCUGGAGGCGACCAACAAAUGUUUUCCGUGUCAAAGAAGAUGUCCGCCCAAUAUUUUGGGCUAAUCGGCCAAGGAGCUACAUCUCAAGGACAGUAGGUUGGGAGCAGUACCCUCAAGGGAGAUGGGGAGAUUCUCGGAAUGCAUCAUAUGGGACCUUGUCUGAUUACCAGUUUAUGAGGCCAAGAGCCCGUGAUAAGAAACUUCAAGAGGAGUGGGUUCUUCCUUUGAAGAAUGUUGAAGAUAUACAUGAGCAAUUUAAAAAGUACUGCCUUGGGGAAUUGAAAAGCAGUCCAUGGUCAGAACUAGAGGGACUACAGCCAGAGACAAAGAUUAUAAAUGAGCAGCUGGGGGACAUAAACUCUAAAGGGUUUCUUACAAUAAACAGUCAACCUGCUGUUAAUGGUGCAAAAUCCGACUCUCCUUCUGUUGGGUGGGGUGGACCAGGUGGUUAUGUUUAUCAGAAGGCAUAUGUAGAGUUUUUCUGUUCCAAGGAUAAUUUAGACGCUUUGAUCAAGAAAAGCGAGUCCUUCCCAUAUUUGACAUACAUGGCUGUGAACAAAAGUGGAAACUGGGUAUCCAACAUUAGCCAGAAUGAUGUGAAUGCAGUUACAUGGGGAGUCUUCCCUGCAAAGGAGAUCAUUCAACCAACAGUUGUGGAUCCAGCCAGCUUUGUUGUUUGGAAGGAUGAAGCUUUUGAGAUUUGGUCAAGAGGCUGGGCCAAGUUAUACCCAGAGGAGGAUGACUCAUCAAAGAAACUGCUCGAAAAGGUGCAAAGCGACUACUUCUUGGUCUGCCUAGUGGACAACGAUUAUGUUGAUGGUGAUUUGUUUGCUGCUUUCAAGGGUCUCUGAUUCAGGUUAGCACCUCUAUCGGAACAAACCCUAAAACCAAGAUCUCUGGAAUAAGAGCUUUUGGACCGAGCCAUUAUGUUUGCGACAAAAGAUAUAUUAUCAUAGCUAUGUAAUUUUGAGAAUUUGUUUUUCAUAUUUCUGCUGCACGGUGCAAUCAUUCAUCAUCGGUCCUAUAUUAAUUAUGCUACAGGACAUGUUGCUUAUGUAUUUUUUAACAAUAUUGGAAAGUCACAUUCAGUGUUAUUUUUUCCACAUUGUACGUCAAAUGCAUUCAUCUUAUCAUGUUUAUGCACAUCUUGAUUUAUAUGUUACAAUUAUUUUAGUUUUCCAA
Messenger RNA from Impatiens glandulifera, 2181 nucleotides. RefSeq names its product probable methylenetetrahydrofolate reductase. Lineage: Eukaryota; Viridiplantae; Streptophyta; Magnoliopsida; Ericales; Balsaminaceae. The coding region runs from base 69 to 1850 and encodes 593 amino acids. Gene Ontology annotation, molecular function: FAD binding; methylenetetrahydrofolate reductase [NAD(P)H] activity. The record is from RefSeq and is a predicted model, not a curated record. Gene Ontology annotation, biological process: tetrahydrofolate interconversion. Gene Ontology annotation, cellular component: cytosol. The transcript is spliced from 11 exons.